AUCGAUUACCCGAGUUUGCGGAACCAUUUUUGAAUACUUUUAACCACAAUUUGUUUUACGCGGAGCUUUGAUUUUUACCAAAGAGGACGGUGGCAGACUUGCCGAAUAUGGGGCCUCUUGCCAGUCGGGACGUGUUUUCGUGGCUGUUGUUGGCUUCUGUUCUCCAGGUGUCGAGUGUUCGUUUGGCGGAGGCCAGUUACCUGUGCACUGCAUACCUGAACAUUUCAUACACCAACCCUGAAAAUAAUAGAAGCACCUGGUUUCAAGAGGAGAUGGGGCUGUAUGGACAAGACUCACCCAAAGCUUAUGUCAAGGGGAAUGUGUAUUUAGCUUCUCCGACCUAUGGCUGUGAUGAUGACACCUUUUAUGGCCGACCGAACGGCUCCAAGGGCUGGAUCGCCUUAAUCCAACGCGGAAACGGCUGCACUUUUACCGAAAAAAUUAACAUUGCGGCUAUGAACGGGGCUGCUGCUGCUAUCAUCUUCAACGACUUUGGAUCAGAAAAUCGGGUCAUUCAGAUGUCCCACCCAGGCACAACUAUCGUUGCGAUUAUGAUUGGCAACUACCGCGGGAUGGAGCUGGUCCAGCUGCUGGAUCAAGGCGUUCCCGUUGCUAUAGCGAUAGAGGUUGGGAAACAGCACGGCCCCUGGAUGAGUCACUAUUCCGUGUUUUUCGUCUCCAUCUCCUUCUUCAUCGUCACCGCGGCGACGGUCGGCUACUUCAUCUUCUACUCCGCGCGGAGACUCAACAGUCUCAGACAGCAGAACCGCAGUCAGAAAAAGCUGAAAGCUGAAGCAAAGAAGGCAAUUGGCCAGCUACAGGUCCGCACACUGAGACAAGGCGACCAGGAAAUCGGCCCGGAUGCUGAUGCCUGUGCAGUUUGUAUUGAUUCGUAUAAAGCAGGAGAUGUAUUGUCAAUUCUCACAUGCAAUCAUUUCUUCCAUAAAUCCUGCAUAGAGCCAUGGCUGCUGGAGCACAGAACCUGCCCAAUGUGCAAGUGUGACAUUCUUAAAGCCCUUGGAGUUGAGUUGGAUGUGGAGGAGCAGCCACAAAUUUCAGUGCCUGAUUUCAGGCCUUUUUCUACCUCUGAGGACCUGCACAGUGAGACGGCCUCACACACACACAGUGAGACCGCUUCCUCUGGAUAUGCAUCUAUGCAUGGAAAUGAACACCUCGCUCCUCCUGAAGGCACACACAACGGUGUGCAGGAGGAGCCUCACUACGAUAACCUUGCCUUCGAGAGCGACGUCCACAACCAGAGUGAAGUCAGAACCUGAGCAACAUACACACUGCUGCAAUGCACUCAUACAGAUGAAUGAGGGGGGUUGAUUUGAGGACUUUAGUCAAAGCACUGCUGAGCCCUUUCCUGAUUAGUUUCCAACUAAGUGCCUAUACGCGCUCUCCCUGUGACUCUUUGAAUUAUAUUUGGGUCAAUUAGGGUCGUAAUUAUCUGCGGUUAAUUCAGGGUAUUAUGAUUUUUUUUAAGUCCAGCUUUAAUUCCAAUUAAUAGUGAUUCACAUUUGAGAUGCACAGAAUAACAUUAUGAAGAUGUGAGAGCGGCUGUGGAGAUGCACACACAGAGCGAGAGAGAUGGAGUGCUCCACCUGCUGUACGUCUGUGGGUUAAUCCAUACUAUUCUUUCCCCUUUGUUUUUGUGGCUGCUGUCUCUUCUUAUUGUUGAAGUAUGUCGUUCCAGUUUUGAUGGAAAUGUAGAAUUCCAGGAAUGUUGUGCCUUACACUCACUCAUGUAUGUGUGCAGAUGUAUUUUAUUCUUUGCAUAGACCUAAGGUUUUAAAAUGUCUGGAUUUAAGUUCUCCUGAUUUUAUUAUUUAAAUAAGGGAUUGAAUAAUUUCUUUACUUUUUGAGAUUGAAUAGUACUGACUUUAUAAUUAACACUGUAAAUAAAAUAUUUUAUGAAA
Danio rerio (zebrafish) is the source of this 1919-nucleotide messenger RNA. It is a transcript of the gene rnf128a, whose product is annotated as ring finger protein 128a. Gene Ontology annotation, cellular component: membrane. The record is from RefSeq and is marked provisional. Lineage: Eukaryota; Metazoa; Chordata; Actinopteri; Cypriniformes; Danionidae.